AUGUCUCCUGACGCGGAGUCAGUGUCUUCUUCUUCGUCUUCCAGCUCAGAUGAAUCCGGCGCUCCUCCACCUCCGCCUUCGUCUGUGGGUUCGUCGGGUGGCGCUUUGAGGGUGUCCUAUACUUCCAGAAAGUCUCGUCACUGCACCCUGUGCAAUGCCAAGUCCACUGACCAGUCACCUCUGGAUUAUUCGGAGGAAAUUUUUCCAGAAGUGCAGGGAAGAAUCCCGUGGAGAUCUUACGAGAAGGUCAAAAUGGAUGACGGAGAGCAAGUUCGUGUGCCCUCUGGAAAGCUUUGCUUGAUUUGCUUCAACGUCUACAGAGCCCUCGGUUUGCAGGCCACGUACAAGAAAGUUGAAGACUACUUCAACUGGGUCUCCGUGAGAAAAAAUCAGGCCGAGCACGUUUCGUUCCUAAAUGCGAGAAAGGAUUGGAUCAAGCAGCACAAUGAAGGAGGACCCGACUGCAAGAGAUUGCAGAGCAAGAAGUCCCUUCUUGAAGCCAAGAAGACCCUCAACGUUGUGCGCAACGUGGGCGGUCGGUUUAUCGCUCCCAAGAAGAAGUUUGUGGAGAAGGACAAUUGGAAUGAAAAAGAGCACGGAGUCUUGGACCCAAACAAGGUCGUGACCGAACAUAUUUUCGGCAAAGAAAUUCAGGGCUGCUGGAUCUUGAAAGGGAAGAAAGGUGAAUACGAUUUUGAAGAGUACCAAGACACCGCUCUGCAAGAAAAAGAGCAAUUGCACAAUUCAGCAGAUGCUCCCUUUUCUGAAGAAGCUUUGGGCCGCAAACGCAAAGCCAUGAUGGACGAGUUCGUGGAAAGCCCCACUACGAGAGACAAGGCCAGUGUGGAAGGCCAAGAAUUGUCCAUGCAAGGUUUGCUUGCAGCCAUCCAAAUGGGACAUGAUCCAUCUUCUGGUUCCACUGGUGAGGCGGUUUCCACCGUUUCCGCCUCCGGCGAGGUUCAAAGCCAUGAAGCAGAAGAGGAGUCCACCAGCGACUGCGCGUCAGAAGAGGAAGAGGCCCGCCCAAGCCUUUCGUUCGCCCCCCGACCGCCGAAGGCCAAAGCCCAUGGCAAGCCUGCGGCGAAGCCUCAGGCUAAAGGAAGCACGCAGCCGUCGAAAGCUCCAAGUUCUUCUGUCGUGCCUGUCCCUGCACCCAGUGCGCCAGCCGCCAAGAAGACCACCAAGACAGAGCCUGCUCCCAGCAAAGUUCCCAGCAAAGGGACAAAAGCUUUGCAACAAAGCGGCAGCGACCAAAGCUUAGAGAGCGCAGCGACGCUGCUUGCAGACGGUCGGGCCCAGAGGGCCUUGAAGAAUUUGCAGGAGAGUGUUGCCAAAUGGAAGUCCCAGCUGGCAGACAUUCGGGUCGACGAUGCGCCUCCUGCGCCUGAUGCCCAGGCUCAGACCAAAUUUAAGCAAGCGUGCAUAGACAGAGCCAAUGUUGCCAAGGCCUUGGCCCGGCAAGCCCGAGACUAUGGCAAGCGCAUGGACAAGAGUUCCAACAAGGACAAUUUCUUAGGGGAGCUCGAGGAACUGCAAAAGGUGGAGUUUGCUGCUGUGGCUGUCCAGGCCUUGUUUCAGAUAGCUGGUGCGCAGAAUUCAGCUCCAACUGCUGUUGUCAAAGCCUUUGAGGAUGCCAGCGAGCAUGUUGAUCUCUUAGGCUGCAACGCUCUCGGAGCAGGUUUCCAACGCAAGUACGCUUUUGCAAAGGCGGGCUCGCAUUGUUUGUACCAGGAGUACGAAAAGUAUUGCGCCGCCUUCUUGGGGUCUUCUGAGUUGAUGAUGGGCCUUGCCGAGAACAUUGGCCAAGAUAGUCUGCAGAACCACGUCAUGGCAGAAAUGGAAGGCCGCCUCACUUUGGCUUUGAGGACCAUUAAGCCAACCGACGUCCAAGCUGUUGUCAAUGGUCUUGAGGAGCCCUCCAAUCUUCAAGAGUGCGCUGAUCUGUGCAAAGCGGUCAUGGACGUCGGUCAGAAACAUGGCUCUGACUUUUUGACCGAAGCAGUUGCCACUGAACAUCUCAAGACCUUGCAAGGAGAAGUGUCCAAAUUGCAAUCAGUGUGCUACGCAGGCUCAGUUGCCGGUGUCCAACUCAUUUCUGCCGAUUUGGAACCAGUAGACAAGCUUAUUGGUGAUUGCCAGAAAAGCAUCGCAUGUCUGAAGAGCGGCAAGGACACCAAAGGCAAGAACGCAAAACAUGAGAAGGCAGACGCAGCAGAGAGCAAACAACGACAUCGAGCGCAUGAUCGCCUGGUGGAAGCUUUGAAUGAAUACAAGGCCUCUUUCGCAGAGCGGGCGCGGGAACUUUUGCUGCAGGAGUUGAAAGCAAACCUUUCUGAGCAGCGUCAUCUCUGCAAUGCUUUGGACAGUGACUGCAUGGUCACAGAAGAAGGCACUGGACAAAAAGCGCAGCUGAUCGAUUUGGAAGAGAUCUGGCCAUGCUUGAAGCACACAGCCGUCAUUGCCCAUUCGUUUUGGGCUACUUCGACGGCCUCUGGUCAAGUUAGCAAGGUGCUGCAGGAUUACGAAAGCUUGUCAGUUCAAUUGUGUUCCAUGGCCAAGUUUGUCUUUUUCCAAAGCCCGAAGUUCAAGGGAAAUGCAAAGCAGCAAGUGGAUGUUAGCGCUACGGAUCUGAAAAGCUGGGUGGAAAAGCUUCCAGAAAAGUUGCUUGAAUGGGUUGGCGCUGAUUUGACCACCUCUAUGAGAGUCACAUUCUUGUCUGUUUGUGAAGAACACCAGCGCUCAUUGUUUUCAGCAGGAUUAGAUGCCGUCGCUGACGUGGUUAAGAAAUGCGUUGGUGGACCGCUGCCUGCGUGUGAUAAUCUCCUGCAGCAGCAGCUGCUGAUGAAAAUUCCGAAAGCGCAUAGCCUCAAGCCUGUCGUCACAGCGUUUCUCAAGGUUGUGGGCCAUGAAGGAGGCACCGAUGACAAGCACAAGGAGGUGGUGGACCUGCAUUCAACAGGCAAUCUUCUUUGUGAUGCUUUCGGUUUGCAACCGAAUGAGGCGGAUUUUGAGAAGAGCUGCUUGAAGGAUGCGGUUCCUUGGCUGGAGGGUGUUGCUAAAAAGCUUGCAAGAUAUUUUCUUCAGAAGUUCGAAGACGCGACCGCCAAGUUGAACGCCGGUGUGAAGAAGGUGAUUGCAAUCAAGAUGCCGAGCUUGGACAUGGAGGACGAGUACCGGAAGCAGGGCGUGAGAGUUGUGGGUACCCUUGCUCAGCUCACGGCUGCGGUAGAGGACGACAUCAAGACUUUAAGGGAUGUGCGACAAGCCCUGUCCAACCUGAAAGGCGUCAAGUUCGCUCCGCAAGGGAAACCUCCAGCUGUGGAAGAGAUAUGCGCUUUCCAAGCAAGGUUUCAGGAUCCUUUUGCUCCGGCAACUUACGAGCUUGAUGCUGGCAAGCAUGCAAAAGAAGCAUCCUUCCAUGUGGCCGCAGUCGCAGACGUUGCUGUUACUUUGCGGGGCAAACUGGAGCUCGUGGCAGAAGAUUCUGCGGAUCUCAAGACAGCCGGCAAGCGAUUGCUCGAGGAGUGUGAGAAGUACGGAAAAGUCUCGCCAAGGGCAGCGAAAGCCAAGGCGGCGACAGAGACUAGCCACAGCUCGGCAUCCAAGAAGUCGCGAGUCGCUGAGGCACAGGAUGCCGGCAAGAACGUCAACAAGGAGGAAGCGUCCAAGAAUGCGACAGACACUCAGAGCACACCGCCGCCAGAGAAGGCAGCUGCAAUGGAUUCUAUCCCAGUUGCAGAAGAAGGCGCUGAGAACCCGGAGAAGAAGCCGGAGGAGACAAAAGAAAGCAACAUAGAAAAGGACAAAAAGGAGAAGGAAGAGAAAAAGGAGAAAAAGGAGAAACAGGAAAAAAAGGAGAAGAAGGACAAGAAGGACAAAAAGGAAAAGAAAGAAAAGAAGGAAAAGAAAGAAAAGAAAGAAAAGAAAGCAAAACGCGACAAGAAAGACAAAAAGGAAGGAGACAAGAGUGGCAAAAGGAAAGGGAACAAGGAAGAGAGCCUCCAAGCAGGAAAGGCAAAGACGGCAAACAAGAAGGGAAAACCGCUGGCGGUCAGCCCCAAGAAGAAGCCUUUCGCAGCGCGGCAGGCUCAGAAGAUGAGCCCUUCGAGCAAGGCAGAUGAAGGGCGUGGCCGUGGGCGUGGGAAGGGCCGCGGCCGAGGCCGAAGUCGAGCGACAGGCCAAGCAGAGGACGUGGAGUAG
Messenger RNA from Cladocopium goreaui, 4200 nucleotides. The record is from the annotation of a GenBank genome assembly. Lineage: Eukaryota; Dinophyceae; Suessiales; Symbiodiniaceae.